AUGGCUUGUUCGAUAUUUUAUUUAUUUCUUGUAUUAGUCAGUUGUUUAUCAAUUCAAAUAAGUCAGAGUGCAACAUCCUGUAGUCGUGGUUAUUAUUUGGAUAGUGGCAAUUGUUAUCCUUGUGAACCAGGUACAUAUUGUCCCGAUGGAUAUCGACAAUUACCAUGUAAUCCAGGUGAAUAUCAAGAUUCAUUCACAUCAUCAUCCUGUUCAAGUUGUCGAAAUGGAUACUUUACGACGAAAUCAGGUUCAAUUAUGUGUAAUGUAUGUCCAAUAGGAUCUAUGUGUCCAAAUAGUGAUAGAGAUCCUAUCAGUUGUCCAGCAGGAACUUAUCAAGAUAGUUAUGGUGCGGUAAACUGUAGAGAUUGUUCACAAGGUUAUUUCUCAACAACAUCAAAUUCACAUCAAUGCCAAAUCUGCCCAAAGGGUCAUGAAUGUCCUCGUCCGGAUCAAUCUCCAUUAGCCUGUCGACCAGGUACAUAUUCAUAUAAUUAUGGUGCUUAUUCAUGUUCUCAAUGUUCAACUGGAUGGUACACCACUAAGAGUGGCGCCGUAUUAUGUGAUAUUUGUCCUGAAGGAAAUGAAUGUCCACGAACUGAUCAACCACCCUCUAUGUGUCGACCAGGUACAUAUUCUCCAUAUCCAGGAUCAACAUGUAAUUCAUGCCCAUCGAAUACCUAUGCAACUAGUUAUGGGCAAGUGUCUUGUAACCCAUGCCCUCAGGGCUAUGAGUGUACACAAAAUGAUCAAGAACCACGAGCUUGUGCCCGUGGAUUUUAUCGAGAUGGAUCAAUGAAUUCUUGUCAACGAUGUUCAUCUGGUAUGUGGACUAAAAAUACGACAUCCGUUCGCUGUGAAACUUGUCCCGUGGGUUUUGAAUGUCCUACUGCUGAUAGUUCGCCAGAGCCUUGUCGUAUUGGUACCUAUUCAUCAAGUAUUAAUACCGUUGCAUGUACACAAUGCGAUUCAGGAUUUUAUACGCUGGAGAUAGGAUCCAUUCAAUGCGAAAUAUGUCCAAGAGGUUACUAUUGUCCACAACCUGAUACAGCACCAUUAGCUUGUUCCAAUGGAAAUUAUAGUGACUACAAACAAACUCAAUGCAGUCAAUGUUCUUCUGGUUACUACUCUUUAACGCCAAAAGCUGCUGAUUGUAUUAUAUGUCCUCGAGGAUUUGCAUGUGCAGAUCCGAGUUCAUCACCUCAAGCUUGUUCUAAAGGUACUAGUGCAAACUACGGAGCAACUUCUUGUGCAACAUGCUCUCAAGGAUACUACUCGGUUCAUAAUACUUCAGCUAUUUGUACCCCGUGUGCACCUGGAUACUUUUGUGAUGAUUCAACACAAUGUCCACAGCAAUGUCCAGCAGGUAGUUAUUCAUCAGCAGCUCAAACAACAUGCUAUCAAUGUUCAUCUUCAUGUUCAUCAACUCCUGGUGUUUUUGAUUGUUCGGCAUGUAUAACAGCGAAACCAACCGGAUGCCAACAAUUAGAAAUUUCAGUUGACAUACAUAAACAUUAA
Rotaria sordida is the source of this 1515-nucleotide messenger RNA. NCBI's taxonomy places the organism in Eukaryota, Metazoa, Rotifera, Eurotatoria, Philodinida, Philodinidae. The record is from the annotation of a GenBank genome assembly.